AUGGCCGGACCCAAAUACCAGAACGUGCCCCAGCGCGACUCGCUCGACGAGACUGCGCCAGCGCCCUCAUACUCGCAGGCGCCACCCAGCUACCAGGCCACGGAACCCCAGGAAGCGCUUCUGCGUGGAGUGCCGCGUAGCGAAGAUGAUAACCUGCCAGACGACUUCAAGUUUGGUGGAGUAGUGGCAGAGGCGACGCUGGACAUUCGAAUGGCAUUUAUCCGAAAGGUGUACGCCAUAUUGACUGUCCAACUCCUCGCCACGGCCGCCGUAAGCUUCGUUUCCAUGACAUCGGUGACAUACCGAAACUGGAUUCAAACACACUCGUGGCCGUUGUGGGUGUCGAUGUUUGGCUCCUUUGCCUUCCUCGGACUUACCUAUUGGAAACGCAAAUCAUACCCCACGAACCUGAUGUUCCUCGCCGGUUUUACUGCCAUGGAGGCAUACAUGAUCUCGGUCAUUGUGUCGUUUACCGAGUCCAAGAUUGUGCUGCAGGCCGUGUUCUUUACGCUGGGCAUCUUUGUCGCGCUAAGCCUAUUUGCGUGCCAGUCCAAGUACGACUUCACAAGUUGGGUGCCGUAUCUGUUUGGAGCACUGUGGGUGGUGGUGCUCUUUGGCUUCAUGUCGGCCUUUUUCCCGUACAACUCGACUGUGGACCUGGGCUAUGGCAUCAUCUGCGCGCUAAUCUUUUCGGGGUACAUCCUGGUCGACACGCAAUUAAUUAUGCGCCACUACCAUGUUGAGGAGGAAAUCGCAGCGGCUAUCUCGCUCUACCUGGACAUUAUCAACCUCUUCCUCGCGAUCCUGAGGAUUCUCAACUCGCAGAACCAGAACUAG
Molecule: messenger RNA, 837 nt
Organism: Bipolaris zeicola 26-R-13
Lineage: Eukaryota; Fungi; Ascomycota; Dothideomycetes; Pleosporales; Pleosporaceae
Exons: 2
Coding region: 1-837 (278 amino acids)
Cellular component (GO): membrane
Source: RefSeq, a predicted model, not a curated record